UCAGCACGAAGGGCGGAUGCUGCUGGGAGUUUGGAGCUCGACAGAGAGGGAGCGGGUCCGCUGGGGAAGCUGUAGAUCAUCGGCUGGGCUCUUCUCUGCUGGUCUCUCACUGUCUUCGCAGUUUGGCCGUGUCAACUCCGGGAAGUGUCCGCUCGGCUCCCAUGCCGGUGUGGAUUUAAGUCAACCUGAAAUAUGAACAGAAGAAGAAAAUAAGGAGAGGAGACUGAUUUCCUGUGGGAAUCUACUCAGCCUUUUUUUUUUUUUUAACCCGAGGACAUGUCUACUCUAUGGAGCAAAACAGUGAGGAGCUAGCUGGUCGACACCCCGGCUAGCGCAACAUUUUCAGCCUUUUCAGAUGAUUGUCCAGCUGAGGAGUUAAUUUAUUUUGGACCUACUUGGAGUAAAAUUUAAAAAAAAAAGAAGUCAGCAUGGGUGAGCCCAGCCUGGAUGACUCCAAUGUCAAGGUGGCUGUGCGGGUCCGGCCCAUGAACAGGAGAGAAAAGGAGCUAAACACAAAAUGUGUUGUGGAAAUGGCGAAGAACCAGACAAUCCUCCAUCCUGCUGGAGCCAACUUGGGAAAAGCAGACUCUCGAAAUCAGUCCAAGGUUUUUGCCUAUGACUAUUGCUUCUGGUCCAUGGAUGAAACGGAUAAGGAAAAAUUUGCAGGUCAGGAGGUGGUUUUCCAGUGCCUUGGGGAAAGUCUUCUCCACAAUGCCUUCCAGGGCUACAACGCCUGUAUAUUUGCCUAUGGACAAACUGGGUCAGGGAAGUCGUACACCAUGAUGGGCUCAGGUGACCAGCCCGGGCUGAUUCCUCGCCUCUGCAGCGCUUUGUUUGAGCGAACCAAGGAGGAGCAGCGGGAGGAGGAGAGCUUUACCGUAGAGGUGUCCUACAUGGAGAUCUACAACGAGAAGGUCCGAGAUCUGCUCGACCCGAAGGGGGGCCGACAGGCGCUGAGGGUGAGGGAGCACAAAGUUUUGGGUCCCUACGUCGAUGGCCUGUCACGCCUAGCCGUAGCUAGCUACAAGGACAUUGAGUCUCUGAUGUCAGAGGGGAAUAAAUCUCGGACGGUCGCUGCCACAAACAUGAACGAGGAGAGCAGUCGAUCGCACGCCGUCUUCAACAUCAUCCUCACACACACACUCAAGGACCUGCGGUCUGGGACGAGUGGGGAGAAGGUGAGUCGUUUAAGUCUGGUUGACCUGGCUGGAAGUGAACGUGCAGCAAAAACUGGAGCAGCAGGAGAGCGACUGAAGGAGGGAAGCAACAUCAACAAGUCCCUUACUACACUUGGUCUGGUCAUUUCUGCGCUAGCUGAACAGGGAACGGCGAAGAACAAGACCAAGUUUGUUCCCUACAGAGACUCGGUUCUGACUUGGCUGCUGAAGGACUGCCUGGGGGGCAACAGUCGCACAGCCAUGGUGGCAACGGUGAGCCCGGCGGCGGACAACUACGAGGAAACCCUGUCGACGCUGCGCUACGCCGACCGAGCGAAGAACAUUGUUAACCAUGCCGUCGUCAACGAAGACCCCAACGCACGCAUCAUCAGGGAACUGAGGGAAGAAGUGGAGAAACUGCGAGUGCAGCUCACUCAGGCCGAGUCGAUGAAAGCUCCGGAGCUGAAAGAGCGCCUGGAAGAGUCCGAGAAGUUGAUCCAAGAGAUGACCUACACCUGGGAGGAGAAGCUCCGAAAAACCGAGGAGAUCGCACAAGAACGUCAGAAGCAGUUGGAGAGUCUGGGGAUUUCCCUUCAGUCUUCAGGGAUCAAAGUUGGAGAUGAUAAAAGUUUUCUCGUCAACCUGAACGCGGAUCCCGCCCUCAAUGAGCUGCUGGUGUACUACCUAAAGGAACACACGCGUGUGGGCUCAGCAGACUCCCAGGACAUCCAGCUGUGUGGGAUGGGAAUCCAGGCAGAGCACUGCGUCAUCGACACUACAGCAGAGACUGCCGUCAUCCUCACCCCCCACCCCAACGCUCGGACGUGUGUUAAUGGUUCUCCAGUAACCACUGCUUUGCAACUUCAUCACGGUGAUCGAAUCCUCUGGGGAAACAACCACUUUUUCAGAAUCAAUCUGGCAAAGCGCCGUUCGCGGCCAGCAGAGGAAGAGGAGUGCGAAGGCGGCGUGUUGAAGAACAGCGGCAGCAGCGAGCAGCUGGACGCCGACGGUGACACGGCCAGCGAGGUCUCCAGCGAGGUCAGCUUCUCUUACGAGUUCGCUCAGACCGAGGUCAUGAUGAAGGCCCUGGGCAGCAAUGAUCCCAUGCAGGCAGUCCUCCAGUCUCUGGAGAGGCAACACGAGGAAGAGAAGCGAUCGGCUCUGGAGCGACAGAGGCAGAUGUACGAGCAGGAGCUCCAGCAGCUCCGCAAGAAGCUCAACCCAGACCGCCUGUCCACCGGCCAGCCCGGAGGACAGACGUCUGUCCAGCCAGGGCAGGGACAGCAGUCUCACUACCGCAGCCUGGAGCGGCUCAGUGUGGGAGGGAUGAGCCACUCUACCAGCGCUCAGAGCCGACUGAGGCAGUGGAGUGAAGACAGGGAGGUGGUUUUGGUGAGGAGUCUCCGGAGGCUGAGGGAGCAGAUAGUGAGAGCAAACCUCCUGGUGCAGGAAGCGUGUUUCAUCUCCGACGAGCUGGAGCGCCACACCGAGUACAGAGUCACCCUGCAAAUCCCGUCAGACAACCUCAACGCAAACCGCAAGCGAGACGCGGUGCUCAGCGAACCGGCCAUUCAGGUUCGACGGCGGUGCCGAGGCAAACAGAUCUGGAGCUUGGAGAAGAUGGAGAACCGUCUGGUGGACAUGAGAGAGCUUUACCAGGAGUGGCAGGACUAUCACGUCCACCACCAAGACGACCCAGUAAUGCGUUCAUACUUCCGCCGAGCCGACCCGUUCUUCGAUGAGCAGGAGAAUCACAGUCUGAUCGGCGUCGCCAACGUUUUCCUUUCCUGUCUGUUCUACGACGUGAAGCUGCAGUACGCCGUUCCCAUCAUCAACCAAAAGGGAGAGGUCGCAGGACGCUUGCAUGUGGAGGUCAUGAGAGUGGGAGGGGGCUUGGAGGACAACAUGGCGGGAGGAGAUGAACCCGACAACAACCAGGACUCUGAAUUUGAGGAUCGCAAACUGGUCUGCUCGAUAAAGAUCCUGCAAGCCACCGGUCUGCCGCAGCACCUGUCCAACUUCGUCUUCUGUCAGUAUUCGUUCUGGGACCAAUCGGAGCCCACCAUCGUGGCCCCUGAAGUCGACCCAUCUUCCUCGUCGCCCAACUCAAAGGACCCGCACUGCAUGGUUGUGUUUGACAGCUGCAAGGAGGUGGCGGUGUCGGUGACGGAGGAUUUCAUCGAGUAUCUGACUGAAGGAGCGGUUGCCAUCGAGGUGUUUGGACACAAGCAGUCUGACGCAGGAAGAAACCCGGCCCUGUGGGACCUCAGCAUCAUCCAGGCCAAAACGCGGACGCUACGAGACAGGUGGAGCGAGGUCACACGUCGCCUGGAACUGUGGAUUCAGAUCCUGGAAAUAAACGAAAACGGAGACUUUGUUCCGGUGGAAGUAGUUCCCGCCAGAGACGUGAGCACGGGGGGAAUCUUCCAGCUUCGACAGGGCCAGUCGAGGCGAGUCCAGGUGGACGUGCGCUCGGUUCAGGACUCGGGCACGAUGCCGCUGAGAGCAGAGAUCGUGCUGGCCGUGUCGGUGGGCUGCGUGGAGAUCAGGACCAGCACAGCGAACCAGGAAGGGGACGAGAUGGACAGCUACCAGGACAGAGAUCUGGAACGUUUGCGGCGUCAGUGGUUGGCUGCGCUCACCAAGAGACAGGAAUACCUGGACCAACACCUGCAGAUCCUGGUUAGCAAAGCAGAAAAGACAGAGGAUGACAUGGAGAGGGAGGCGCAGCUGCUGGAGUGGAGGUUGACUCUCACUGAGGAGAGGAACGCCGUCAUGGUGCCCUCUGCUGGCAGCGGCAUUCCUGGCGCUCCUGCAGAGUGGGCGCCUCUACCAGGGAUGGAAACACACAUUCCAGUCCUCUUCUUGGACCUUAAACCCGACGACUUCAACUCCCAUGAGCAGUUUGAAGUGCCUGAAGCCGGAGGCUGGGACGCCAUGUUGACUGGAGAAGACGAGGACGACUUCUUCGACCUGCAGAUUGUCAAACAUUACGAUGGAGAAGUGAAAGCCGAGGCGUCGUGGGACUCCACCGUCCAUGAGUGUCCGCAGCUGAGUCGUGGCGGGUCGUGGCCGGAGCAGCGCGUCUACCUGACGGUGCGGGCGGUGGUCCAGCUCAGCCACCCCGCCGACAUGCAGCUGGUGCUGAGGAAGAGGAUCUGCGUCAACGUCAACCCGGGUCGCCAGGGCUUUGCCCACAACUUCCUCAGGAGGAUGUCGACCCGCAGCACCAUACCUGGCUGCGGUGUCACUUUCGAAGUGGUUUCCAACAUUCCUGGGGAUGCUCCAGGUUCAGAGGACAGGGAGAUGCUAGCCCGGCUGGCUGCGAGCGCACACAACAGCCAAUCAGGAGAUGACGAGGCCGCCAUUGAGAAAUACCUCCGCAGCGUGAUGAGCCUGGAGAACAUCCUGACCCUGGAUAGACUCAGACAGGAAGUAGCAGUGAAGGAGCAGCUGACUGGCAAGGGGAGGAGUAACAGGAGGAGUCUGAGCUCUCCGUCUGUUCACAGGCUGUCUGGAAGUAGGCAGGACCUGUCCACGUCUUGCCUGUUGGAUGAUAAGGGUCGAUGGGAGAGUCAGCAGGAUAUCUUCAUGCCCACCCACCGCACCCUCCCUCGCCCGGCUUCAUCCCCGUCUACAUACUCUACCUCCCCCUCUUCAUCCACCAUGCCCUUCAAUACGACCCCCCCACAGAACCAGGAACCAGAGCAAGGUCGUUUAGGACUUGCUGCCUCUUAUCUUUCAGUUAAGGCCCUGGUUCCUCAGAUGCCCAAACUGCUCAAGUCUCUGUUUCCUGCUCGGGACGACAAGAAAGAGCUCAGACCUUCGCCACACGGCCAGCAGCAUGUGCCUCGCAUUGUUGCAUCAACGGGAGGCGACGAUAGCAGAGGCAAGCCUGAGACGGCUGUUGUCCCAUCACCCGCUGCCAAAGACCGAAGGGCCGAGUUUCCGGACGUCCCUCCUCUUCCUGUGCAUGACCCGCAUGACACCACCCCCCUCAGCCCCCUCAGCCAGUCGUCGAGCGGGUAUUUCUCCGCUAGCGUUUCCACGGUUACCCUGUCCGACGUCCUCCAACCCUCCUCGUCGUCUUCGUCCCUCCUGGGCGCUGACGCGGCGUCACCCUCAAACCCCCAACAGCAGCAGCAGCAGGGCGCUGAUGGGAACGAUGUUGUGACCUCUCCCCCCCAGUGUGGCGCCAAGAUGGCCGUCGUAGCGUCCAAUCACAACAACAGCGUCCCGGCAGAGCUCUCCUUCUCCAACCAGAAGCUAGUUGAAGGCUUUGAGCGGCUGGAGAUCUUUGUGGACGACGGCGACGGCUGCGGUCAUGACAACGUGCCGCCCGACUGGCUGGCGGAGGGCGCGUACGUCACCGUAGGAAGCAACAAGGCCGGAACUGUGCGCUACGUGGGGACGACGCAGUUCGCCGACGGAGUGUGGGUGGGCGUGGAGCUUGACACCCCAGUAGGUAAGAACGACGGGUCAGUCGGAGGCCACCGAUACUUCCUCUGCAAACCAGGAUAUGGGGUGCUGGUCCGCCCAGACCGGCUGUCGCGCCGCGACCGAGCCGCUCGGCGAACUACGGACGUCGCUCAACCGGCCCACGUCCCCGUCCUGCGAGGGGAAGCCAUCAUAGCUCGUAGAGGAGAGAACCGCAAGUCCUGGAGCAACUGAGAUGGGAGAGAGACAAACUCCCCACGGUCCAUCUGCUCUUCCUUGACUCCUAAAAACACAUCAGGCUCUGUCUGUCUACUUCCUGGUAACAUGUUGCUGGAAGCUCCACUUUCAAGUCAAAGAAAAAACCAGAUCAGAGUAAAGAGCCUGUGGAGAAUGACUGUUCAGUCCAAUGAAGGGCUGGUUACCACACGGGGGAAAUGAUGCCGUCUGUGGGAAGCUGGUGGCUAGUACGCUGAGGGCGAACGGGAGCCGAAGCGUCCGUUCAGAGAUCCUCUCUGAGUCGAUACGCAGCAAUGCAAACUCGUCACGUCUUUUUAAAACACUAUUUAAAAGAAAAUCUGAUCCAUACUGAAAAAGAUGGAACUUAUAGGAUUAUUUUGGUUUGUUUUACAUAUAAAUAAGGAAAUGGAGGAAGAAACACUUUGACUGAAAGAUUUUUGACGAGAAUUGUUUGCUUCCCUGCAUAUCGGCUUUCCCCCGAAGUUCCCGAACACACCACGACGACGACUGCCGCCCUCCUGAACUGAGCCUCGUCGUUCCCUUCCUGGACUUUUUUUUCUUCCUUUUUUUAAAGUCUCCAGAACGUGCCUUUCGCCAUGGUCUGGUUUGUGUUUGCUUUCUGUGUUUUGUCUUACUCGCGUUCCGUUUGCCGUGUCAUGUGUUGACGAGAAAGCCUUGUGCAAAGUGUGAGGUGAUCUCAGGGACUGCAGAGGGGGAGGGGCUUCGUGUGUGUGUUUGUGAAACGUAGUGUGCGUAAAAUAUAUUGUGUCAAAAGAUGAAGCCCGUGGACAAAAGCCACCAGAGGUUGGUUUUUAUUAUUUUAUUUUAUUUUCUUUUGCACUGGACACGUUGGAGGGAAAAGCUUCUGCACGUGAGCAUGGAGAGUGCUGGAGAUUUCCGAUGAUGGCUACUGUCGUUUUAAUGCAAGUGUCGACGGAAAGACGAAGAAGGAUGUGUUUGGUUGGGAGAGUUUCUGCUUGAGAAAAAGCUGAUUUUAUUCUAUGCAUGUGAUUUAAAAAAAAAAAAUCUAACACGACUGGGAAAAUGAGUGCAUUUGGGAGAGCGUCUGCUUGUUUUCACAUUCCAGACACACCUGGUGAAGAAAACUCAGAUAACCUUGGAAGGUUUAAAAUUAGUUUUUAUGACUUCAUGAAACAUUCCAGAGGCAUUUUAACCUGAACAUUGGCCUAUAGAGAUGUUUCCAAGAUAUUUAUUUUAGGACUCUACUAGACGGCAUCCAUUUGCUGUACAGUGAGAUAAAGGGCAACUCCACCUUUGUAACCAAGCGUUUCUUCUCUACUGAGGUCAGAGGGCAACACGUAACGCAUUGGAGCAUUGUUGUGUCACCAAGAGGGGGCUGAUGGGAUGAGUUUAAUAUAAAGAUGGAAGAGGAAUGUUUUAUCUGUCCUGGGACGCUUUGUCAUUCUGUUACUACAGCUGCCGGCUAUGUCCUGCUGAUGACGGCUGGGGUUAUGAUUCUGGAUGCGUGGUCUGUUCUCACUGUCUGUUCCUGUGGUGAUCAUGUCCGGUCAGAGUUUUAUAUACACUCUUCAUCAGUGCAAAUUUCAUUUUAAUGCUGGACUUUAAAUGAAGCAUUUAACUAAUUAUUUUUUGAAUGACUUCAAUGAUUUUGGACCCAUUUGUAGACAAAUGUCUUGCCUCUUAUUGUUUACCUCCAGAAAUUUUGAGCCUGCGCCCGAUUUUGGAGGGCAAACAAAUGAUUCUUUAUGCCAUCCAUAGCAGUGCUGCCACGGAAAACCAUUUUGAAAAUAAAACCUAUGAUUAAUUUGGUGCAGUGCCACACAACUAAGGGAAACAUAAUGCAGAAAAAACAUUGAACAAUAACCCAAAACCACUUGUAUUCUUAUUUUUUCUCGCUCUCUGAGGUAUGAGGAUUCAACACCAAAAACAGUAUGCAAACAUUUGCCACACAAAGAACAGAACUUUAAGUCUGUUAGUACAGUUUUAUGUUUUCAAGUUUGAUAUUUAUUUUGUGAUCAUUAAUAAGACAUCGUCUGAAAACAGCUAUGGUUGACUGGCUAAUUUAAACACCUGCUGUAAAGAUGUGAUGAUCUGUCCGAGAGUUGGUGUGUGAGUCCCCCCUUUUUUCUCUAACUGAACAAAACACACCAAAUUCUGCAGCCCAUCUACAUGUUAAGAUUGUCAAAGUCAAGCUAGCAUAACUGACCUAUUUCCCUCUGACUCGUUUUACUUCUUUCAAUUAAAACUUUUUUCUGACUUUUUAAGAUGUGAUACCCUUGAACUUUAUCUAGUUGUACUGUUGACAAUUAGCAUCAAAACAUUGGAUCCAUCUUUCUUUUUGGCAUCCUUUAUACAUUUAAGAUUUGGCUUGGUAGGUUGAGAAUUUGACAGCCAAAACCAAUGGUAGCUAUCGUCGAUGAGCAGGAUUUUCUUGGAUUCUUAUGCUUGUGAAACCACAACUAUUGUUUGAUUUAAUUCCAGCUGGAUAUUUCAUCACUGCUGUUUUAGCAGAAAUAAUAGAACAAAUUUGUUUAAAUUAUGCAGCUAGGAAGUUUCUAUAGGAUUGAUAUUUGGGGCCAUUCCAGAAGUUUAAUGCGUAGUCUACGUAUCAACCUUCCAGCAUCAUCAUUCAACUGUGUUUUGCAUCAAUAAAACCCUCAAUUUAAAAUGAUCUCCAUGCUGAUGAAUAGUGCAUGUAAAUCUGUGACUAGCCCUGCACACUCGGGACUCUAAGAAUCUCUAACAUUGAAGAUGUUUUGUAAGUUAUCAGUUAUACUGUGUGCGUAUAGAGACUCUUGUCCCUCAAGAGUCCAUUGGGAUGUCAUCUGUUUUAUAAUCAUGUGUUCUUUACUUGAGAGGUAAGCAAUAAGUAUUUUGAUCGGGUUGCUUCUACACUUGCUUUUAUCGCACGGGAGCUGAUGAAGUUGUUUUAUUGGAAUGAUUAUUGCACAAUGAUUUAUUGAGAAUUGCUGCUAUGAGCGUUGUAAAUAGACUUGUAAAUGAAUCAGUCGAUUUUUGUUUUUCUCCGUCUCUUGCUGUGCGCUUGAAUGGAUAUGAAUUGUUUUGAUAAAGCUAAGGGGUGGUGCUUUGGGUGGUUCGUAUUCUUUAGGUAAUGUUGAGGCACUUUGUCUUGUGAGCAGAGGACGAGAAGGUGGUGAGGACGAGCACACCCGUGUUCUUAUAAGGAAAGAGACACUUUCAAUGUUGAAUCUGCAAUAACGUUGGAAUCUAGUUUGUCACCAGAGUUGAGUUUAUGAUUUGUGCAUUUUAGUUGUGGGCCAUUUACCAUUAACGAGGUACAGAGUUUUUGAUUAACACAUAACUACGCUUCUCCACUUUCCCAUGCCUACAUAAAAAAUUAGAGAUGCACCAAUUAAAAAUUUUAGGCUGAUAAUAUUAACCGAUAUUUCCCUAUAUCACUUAUAAGUAAUAUCGGAGCCCUGAACACCAUGCACAAACGGGAACAAGAUGAAAAUAGACAUCGCUUGUUAAUAUCACCCCAGUUUUGCUUAUUUUAUCGACAUGUUUAAAAAAUGACUAACAUUGGCCGACACCAGUGUUGAUGUCGAUAUAUUGUGCAUCCCUCAUGCAAACGUUAAGCUGUUUGGACAGAUGGUUAUAACAAACAUGGAUAAUAGUGUGGAGCCUGAAGAAGUAAUACUGAUCACUUUUAUUUAUGAAAUAAAUAAAAGACUACAAUUAGCAAGUUAGCAGCAGCUACCUUAGCAGAUAGCCCAACUAAAGAGGCUAAUAUUACCCAUAGCUUCUAAUACAUAGAUCUCAUGUGACAUCACGCUUUCGGGAACUUUGUAACUGACAGCCAUCUUGGUAGGUAUGUGUAGCUAAUUGUCAUAACAGGUGCUAUGGAGUUGCUAUGACAACAAUAAACAAGCCACAAGCUUAGAACUAGCUCUCGCCUCAUUCCUAUCUAACUUAUAGACAUUAUAAGUACAUUACAACUACUAAGUCAUAAACUUUUUCUCCAUCGACUUCCUUUUUGUUGGCCUCAAAGCCAUGGUUCAUCUAUGCUUGGUGCUGCACUUGCCUACCAAGAUGGCGGUUCAGUGGCGCAGAUGCAGGCGCAGUUCAGACUUGUCUGAACUAUGUAUACGCCCAAGUAUUACUUUGGACUAAUGUGAUACAAAAGCAAUACUAUUCUGCACAAGAAGCAUUUGAAAAACUACUAGCUAGUUUUAACUCUGUCAAAAAUAAUAAUUUACAGUUAACAGUGCUACUGUUGUAAUCAGUACUUUACACUUUAUUUCUAACUGUAUCACACAACAAGACUGUCGACAGGCCCAUGGCUAAUGCAGCUGUUAUUUAGCCUGAUGUAUUGGAGUUCUCUGAUUGGUCGGGAGAUUUGACUGUUUUGUAAUUUUCUGGUUCUAACAGGUGGUUCUGAAGGAAAGGCAGUGAGUUUUCUGAUGUGUGUGUGUGAAGGAAUGUUGUGUAGCUCCGCUCUGAUGGAAAACGAUCACCAGCUGCUUCCUGCGAGGCUGCUGGACCUUCCUUUUCCAGUCCGGCCUCAGAGAUGGUUGCCGUGGGGACGGAGACGGGGUCGGAGGGGGCUGAGAUCACUUCAGACUUCCGCUUGUUUCUUUUUGUUGCUGUACCUCAGAAACCACGACUCUUUCACACGUCGUGUUAUAUCGACUACACUUUGCACAGAGGGGAGAAAAACGUGCAACUCUUGGAUGGAAACGACACACCUGUUUGGGAUUUUUGUUUUUCUGUUCAGUGUUCUCGAGCUUCGAGCUCUUCUAUUUAAGUUAAAAAAAGAAAAAACACCUUACACUUCAUGUUCUUGUUUUAUCUAAAAGCAGAGCUAAGCUCAGCUACAGCAAACAGUCAGUCCUCUGUAUAAACAAGGUUUGUAGGAUCCCAAAGUAUGGAUGAACUCUGACCUCUGAGUGGAUUUGGAGCAACAAAAAGACUUUUGAACACAAUAAAAUGGUUGUUCGUUUUUACACUGGUGCCAAGCCAGCGUUAUUUAUGGAUCCGUAUCAGCCAUUAGAGGCACUUUGUUCUAUUUUUAUUCCCAUUUGUAUCUUGUAUAUUUAGUCUUUAUGAGCCUUCAGACCUUCACACUGUUUCCUUUUUUUUUUUUUUGUUCAUCGUGCUGUUCCAAGUGCAGCCCCCUGCCUCUAAUGUGGCCUUCAGCCUGGAUGCAGAGCAAUUUCCAGCUGAGCAGUCUCAGUUCUCUCUCUCUUUCUCUAAAGGUGCGGUUUAUUACAUUAAACUUUCAGAAAACUGUCUAUCUUUGCGGGUUGUUUACAAAAUAAUAAGAGCUCACUUUGGUUUCCUGUCGUAAAGAAAGUCUUUUGGCCUCAGGAGCUGUCAGGUUCAUCACUGCCUGUUUCCCACUGAAGGAGUUUGCCUAGAUUCGCCCCCUAGUGGCUGCUUUGAACACAUCAGCCAGAAAAUGGAGGGCUUUGUCUUCCAUGCUGGGAAUUUUAGCUGCAACCAGAAAAAACAAAAAGGGAGUCACAACUACCCAGGACCAUAUCAGAUAAAAUCUAGUUUCAGGAUUUAAAUUUAUUUUAUUGUAUUUUUUAGGCUAAAGCAGAAUUGGAAGUUUAUUUUGAUCUUUGAGCUACCUCAGUCCUUGCUCCAGUGUGUUCCUACCGGCUUCAGUGUGUUCUCGAACAUCAAAAGGAACCACAGAAACAAGCAAUACAGAGCUGCCAGGUGCAGCGUCCAACCAUUUCAAUAAAUUUCAGCUCCAUCUCCUGUUUGGGUUAUUUUCUCCUCCAUGUUACUCCAGCCACAUUUACCUGGGCUGCAUAACGAUGAAGGCUCAUAAGAGUGCGAAGGUUACGUUCCCCUCAUGUAGCUGAGGAUGAACUGUAAUGCUCAGCUGUUUGUUUUUAAUGUGGCCUUGGCCCGAUCAACAGUAUUACUAUUAUCAUUGUAAGAAAUCAUGAUCAGUCACUGCUGCUGUUGAUUGUGUGGAGCAGGAAUGUCUGCCUGCAUCAUUUCUGUGUGUGUUCUCUGGAUGUGUGUGUGUGUGUACACAUGCGCAUAUUAAGACUUAUAAAGUAGAGAAAUCUGAGCACAAGUUUGGGUUUUGAUUAAUUUAAUUGUUUUAUGUAAUAAUUUUAUGCUGCAAUCCAAAGAAUAAACAUGUAUAAUAAUACA
Xiphophorus couchianus (Monterrey platyfish) is the source of this 11951-nucleotide messenger RNA. RefSeq names its product kinesin family member 13Ba (gene kif13ba). Gene Ontology annotation, biological process: microtubule-based movement. Bases 429 to 5828 code for a protein of 1799 amino acids. The record is from RefSeq and is a predicted model, not a curated record. Gene Ontology annotation, molecular function: ATP binding; microtubule motor activity; microtubule binding. The transcript has 39 exons. Lineage: Eukaryota; Metazoa; Chordata; Actinopteri; Cyprinodontiformes; Poeciliidae.